GGUCGCUCCAUCUUCGAAACUGGAAAAAAAAAAAAAAAAAAAAAAAAAAAAGAAUCAUGUUUUUCGUUUUUCUUGUCUUCUAAUGCCAUUCCCGUGUGCUAUUAAUGAAUUUCUGGUGUUUUAUUAACGUGUAAUCUCGAAAUAAUGGAUGUUUCGACACCGCCAGAAGAUCAAGAGCUGCGUAAUGUCAUCGACAAGCUUGCCCAGUUUGUCGCUCGAAAUGGACCCGAGUUUGAGAAGAUGACCAUGGACAAGCAGAAGGACAACCCUAAGUUCUCAUUCCUCUUCGGAGGGGAAUAUUUCAGCUAUUACAAGUACAAGUUGGCAAUUGAACAGCAACAACAUUCUUCAAGUCAUGAUGAUGAAUAUAAAAUGGAAGCAGUGCUGUGCGGGUCAUCAGCAGAUACAGAUGUUCCAGAUGUUCCCCCAGCGAUGUCGAUUAUUCCUCCUCCACCGAUCCCCCCUAGCACCCCUUCCAUGGAGGAACUGAUCCAGCAGAGCCAGUGGAACCUGCAGCAGCAGGAACAACAUCUGCUGAGCCUUAGACAGGAGCAGGUGACGGCUGCGAUCUCUCUGGCGAUGGAGCAACAGAUGCAAAAACUGUUGGUAGAAACACAACUGGACACAAAUGAAUUUGACAACCUGCUUCAGCCGAUCAUAGACACCUGCACGAAAGAUGCUAUCUCGGCCGGAAAGAACUGGAUGUUUAAUAAUGCUAAGACACCACAGCACUGUGAGCUGAUGGCAUCUCACCUCAGAAACCGCAUCACUGCAGACGACGCACACUUUGAGCUGCGCCUACAUCUAAUUUAUCUAACCAAUGACGUCCUGCAUCACUGUCAGAGGAAGAAUCAGAAAGAUCUUUUGGCGGCUCUACAGAAGGUCGUGGUUCCCAUUUACUGCACCAGUUUUCUGGCUGUGGAAGAGGACAAACAGCAGAAAAUCACACGGUUACUGCAGUUGUGGGAGAAGAACAGCUACUUCGAUGACGUCACCAUUCAGCAGCUUCAAAGUCCAGCUCUGGGUCUCGGACAGUAUCAGGCGUCACUCAUUACAGAGUACGCUCCAGUAGUGCAUCCCGUCCAGAUGGCGUUCCAGCAGCAGAUUCAGGCACUUAAGACGCAGCAUGUGGAGUUUGUAGCCAAUCUGAAGCAACAGCAGAAUGUGACGGCUGCAGCAGCCGCGGCUGCCGUUGGACAGUUAGCUCCUCCAGACACUGAAGUGAAGUCCCAAACGCCCAUGACCUCUCAGACUGGAGACUUGAAUCCUCCAAUGGCUGGUCCUCCUGGUGAAUAUGAUAGUGCUCAGAACAGACCACUAGACUCAAGCCCUUCAGCCCCCUCUGAAAUUUCAUCCACUAAACCGGGUUGGUUCGACCCGCAGCACAACAUGCCAUGGAACCCACAACAGCCUCCGCCAUUUGACCCCACUCAAGCCCCACCACCUCCGUGUCCACCCUGGAACAGCCAUGAGGGCAUGUGGAACGAGCAGAGGGACCCAAGCUGGAGCAGCCCUCGUGACGGUGGCCCCGGAGGCCCCUGGAGCGGCCAGAUCGAGCCUCCACCCUCCUGGAGCACCCAGUUCGAUCAACCACCAUGGAGCAACCAGCCAGAUCAACCCCCGCCGUGGGGCCAGAGAGAACCUCCAUUCCGCAUGCAGCAUCCGCCACACUUCCGCGGGCCGUUUCCUCCUCAUCAACAGCCACCGUUUAACCAGCACCCGCCCCCUCAUAACUUCGGCCGCUUCCCGCCGCGAUUCAUGCAGGACGAGUUUCCACCCCGACAUCACUUUGACCAUCCCCCGUAUCCUCCACACCAAUUUGACUACCCACAAGGAGACUUCCCAGCAGAGCUCGGUCCACCUCCUCAUCAUCACCCCAAUCAAAGGAUUCCUCCUCCAGGAUUGUCUGAACCUCCUCCAUGGGGCGGUAACCAGCACCCUGAUUUCGGCCCCCCUCCACAUGGGUUUAACGGUCAGGCUCCUCACAUGAGACGACAGAACCCGGCUCAUGUCAGUCAGGAUGACCCCAGUCUUGUCCCAAACGUUCCCUACUUCGAUCUUCCCGCAGGACUCAUGGCACCACUUGUGAAGCUUGAAGAUCAUGACUACAAGCCUCUGGACCCCAAGGACAUUCGUCUGCCUCCCCCAAUGCCGCCUAGUGACCGUCUUCUGGCUGCUGUAAAGGCGUUUUACAGCCCACCAUCUCACGACAGACCCAGAAACAGUGAGGGUUGGGAACAGAACGGACUGUAUGAAUUCUUCAGAGCCAAAAUGAGAGCGAGACGAAAAAAAGAACAAGACAAACGCAACAGCACUCGAGGGAGUCACUCUCGCAGUCGGUCACACAGUCAAGGGCAAUCCUCAUCACGCUCCAGUUCCAGAUCUUCGAAAUCCUCCCGCUCCAGGUCCCGAUCCAGAUCCCGCUCUUACUCCAGAUCUCGCUCAAGGAGCCGGAGUCACUCCCGAUCCAGAUCCCGAAGCCGUUCCCGCUCCCAAUCUCGCUCUAGAUCACAAUCUCCAGAAAAGAGGUGCCAAGCCACAAAAUCCCGCAGUCCUACACCACCCUCCACCUCUGGUUUGGGUUCAGGCCCGGUGACGGUACCUGCUGACCUCAGGUUGGGAGAGGAGAACAAGGGUCAUCAGAUGCUCAUGAAAAUGGGUUGGAGUGGUUUAGGAGGGCUUGGAGCUAAAGAACAGGGCAUUCAAGACCCCAUCAAAGGAGGAGACAUACGGGAUAAGUGGGACCAGUACAAAGGAGUGGGAGUGGCACUGGAUGACCCAUACGUUAAUUACAGACGAAACAAAAGCUACAAUUUUGUCGCAAGAAUGAAAGCGCGAGAGAAAGUAGGCAAAGACCCUCAGGAGCCGCCAAGCACAGAAUGAUCGUCAUCCAUCAAACAGCUCUGUUUUUACUGUAGAUGUCAUAAAGCUGUUUUUCACAUUUGUUUGGAUGUUUUAUUUUGCCCUUUUUUUUUUUUUUUUUUUUUUUAAAGUAAAGGUAUCAAAGAUCACAUUGUAGAAUCAAUGAAAAUGUCAGAAUAACCACAACAGUUGAGGUGCAUUUGAUUUGCCCUCAAUCUGAGACUCUGUACAAGCAAAAUAA
Messenger RNA from Myxocyprinus asiaticus (Chinese sucker), 3103 nucleotides. Its product is annotated as calcium homeostasis endoplasmic reticulum protein-like. Gene Ontology annotation, cellular component: perinuclear region of cytoplasm. The record is from RefSeq and is a predicted model, not a curated record. Gene Ontology annotation, molecular function: RNA binding. Gene Ontology annotation, biological process: intracellular calcium ion homeostasis; RNA processing. The transcript is spliced from 19 exons. The coding region runs from base 145 to 2883 and encodes 912 amino acids. NCBI's taxonomy places the organism in Eukaryota, Metazoa, Chordata, Actinopteri, Cypriniformes, Catostomidae.